This is a messenger RNA of Culex pipiens pallens (northern house mosquito), 453 nucleotides long. Its product is annotated as submandibular gland secretory Glx-rich protein CB-like. The record is from RefSeq and is a predicted model, not a curated record. The transcript has 2 exons. NCBI's taxonomy places the organism in Eukaryota, Metazoa, Arthropoda, Insecta, Diptera, Culicidae. The coding region runs from base 1 to 453 and encodes 150 amino acids.
AUGGGGACGUAUGAACCUCCUACGUCAAUGGAGACUCCACCCUCCAGCGCAAAAUCUGGCUCGCGCGAAAGUAUAAAAGAAAAAUCCCAACGCAGAAGCCUCUUCAUUCUAUCCAGACCACCGACGAGUGAAGGUCGAACCGCGGAGCAACAGCAGCAGCAGCACCAGCAGAGGAGAGCAGUAGAGAAGAAGAGCAACACCAGCAGAGGAGAGAAGAAGCAGCUUCAAGUGUUCUUUUCUUCACUCUCGUUCGGGCCAACAAGGAGCGUGCUUCGACCACCGACGAGUGAAGGUCGAACCGCGGAGCAGCAGCAGCAGCAGCACCAGCAGAGGAGAGCAUUAGAGAAGAAGAGCAACACCAGCAGAGGAGAGAAGAAGAGCAGCUUCAAGUGUUCUUUUCUUCACUCUCGUUCGGGCCAACAAGGAGCGUGCUUCGGUGCGGCGGAGGAAUAA